Ascoidea rubescens DSM 1968 is the source of this 1293-nucleotide messenger RNA. Its product is annotated as TTL-domain-containing protein. Gene Ontology annotation, cellular component: P-body. The transcript has a single exon. The record is from RefSeq and is a predicted model, not a curated record. Gene Ontology annotation, biological process: protein modification process. The annotation marks the transcript as partial. Lineage: Eukaryota; Fungi; Ascomycota; Saccharomycetes; Ascoideales; Ascoideaceae.
GAAUCAAAAAUGACUAAAAAAGAAAGAACAAAAGAUGCUGGAGUGGAGCAUAUCUUGCUUUCAUUGGAUAAAACUGACUACUUGUGGUCAGUGUUUAGCGAUGCCAUAGCCAAAUAUUUGCCCAAUAUUCAAGUUACUUCAGACAUGACAAUUUUGAAAAAUAAUAGAGAUAGCAAGAUUUUUCAUUAUGGAGAUUAUGAGUUGUUGGAUUUUGAUCAGAUAUUGGAAAAUAAGAGGUAUUUGAUUUGCUCAUAUAUUUAUAGAAAGGCUUUAAUUAGAAAAAACUAUUUAAAUCUCACGACACACUCUUACAUUGUCAAGAAUCCCGAUUCAAUUUUGAAGAAAGCAAUACCAGAAACAUAUAAUUUGGAGAUUGAUUACGCUGAAUUUUUAGAUGAAGCAUUGGAUGAUUCAUACGAAUUGAGGGAUGAGAUUAAUUUAGGAUUAAAGACAUGGAUAUUGAAACCUAGUAUGAGCGAUAAAGGGCAAGGUAUUCGAAUUUUUAAGACUAUUAAUGAAUUACAAGAGAUAUUUAAUUCAUUUGAAGAAGACGAGGAUGAAGAUGAGGAUGAGGAUGAUGAAGAAAGUGAUAAUAAUGGAGUGAUAACCUCUCAAUUGCGUCAUUUUGUUGUUCAGAGGUAUCUAACUCUUCCAUUGUUACUAAAGUCGUAUAAUAAUAGAAAAUUUCAUAUUCGAACUUAUGUUUUAUGUCAAGGAGCACUUAAAAUAUAUGUUUAUAGAAGAAUGUUGAUGUUAUUUUCAUCGAAACCGUUUGAUGUAGAUGAUAGCGAUUUGUCUUCGCAUUUGACCAAUACCUGUUUUCAAAACGGUAUUGUUGAUAGUAUUGGGAGUGGUGAAGGUAAUGAUAAUGAUAAUGAUAAUAGCGAUAAAUUGGUUGAGGAAUUUUGGAAAAUGGAUGAUUUAGAAUUAAGCAAAGAAAAAAAGGAUAAAAUUUUUAAUCAAAUUUUAAAUAUAGUUGAAGAGUUAUUUAGGGCAGCAUUGAAUGUGAAUCGAUUAAAUUUUCAACCGAUUUUAAACGCCUUUGAAUUUUUCGGAUUAGAUUUUUUAAUUGACGAAGAGUUUAAUGUUAUGUUAUUAGAAGUCAAUUCAUAUCCUGAUUUUAAACAAACCGGGGACGAUUUGAAGGAUUUAAUUAAUGGAUUGAUUGAAGGUUUGUUUAUAAAAGUUAUAGUUCCAUUUUUCAGCAAUGAAAAGGCAAAAGAAAUGGGCGAUUCAGGUGAUACAAGUGAUUUAAUUAAAGUUUAUGAUGAACCAAUUUAUGGAAACUUCUGA